UAAAAAUAUAUUAUAUAUGUUAAUAUCAUUUAAAUUUAAUUAUAUACCCUAUCAUAUAGAAAAAUUUUGUUUGGAUUAAUAAAAUUUAUUCGCACCAAUUUAAUUAUAUAUGUAAUAGUUACUGAAUUUUUAAUUAUUCAAUAUAUAUUUAUUAUUUCAUAACAUGUAAAAAAUAUAUAAUACCUAAAAUAAUUUAUAUAUAUAAUGUUUAUUCCGCGCAAAGCGCGUAUCUUAAUCUAGUAUAAGAUUAAAUGAUAAUACAAUUUAGUGUGAUGACUUCCUAGUGAAUGGUCCAAAAUAAAAUUUAACAGAUGAAAGAAGUGUAUUGAAUAUGUAACUAUGUUCUUACUCCUGUUAUAAAAAGAUUAAAAAGAUACAUUAAUUAAUUUCGUAAUUAGUAAUAUAAUAUUAUUACAAAUUAAUGUUAAUUAAUAUUUUAUUCAUAUUCUAUUUUCAUAAACUUUUUAAUUAUAGUCUAUAUUAAUUUAAAAUAGAAUUAUUAUAUGAGUUAAAUAUAAAAAUAUAUCUAAUUGAUUACUUAUUUUAUUUUUAAAAUAUAUUUCACAAAAUCAUUAACCAUGUAUAAAAUUUACUAAAAUAAUAGUCUAACUUAUUUAAACAAAAAAAAUUUAGUUUCUUAUAAAAUAUUUCUAUAAACUAAAUUAUAGAUGCUCAAGUAUAUUUUUUAAAACAAAAUAAGGAAAUAUAAAGGAACCUUAACAAAUAUUUGUUCUAUAGUAUAACUAAAUAGUUUUUUUUAAACAUUUGUAUGCAACUGUAAAAAUUAAAAUAUAUAUUUUGCAAGGGAUUAUGUAUUUGAUGAUUUCAGAUAAUGAAUUUAUUGUAUCGAAUUUGAAACUAUAUUAGAAUGUAAUAACAAUUAAUAACAAAAUAAAUUGUAAAAAAAUAUUUAUAUAUAUUAAUAAUGUCAAAUAAAAAACUACACAGUAAAAUGAUAAAAUUACAUUAUAUAUAACAUUAAAAUGAUAAAAUUACAUUAUAUAUAACAUUAAAAUGUAGAUAAUACUUUUACAAUAUUUACAUUUAUAUCAAAGUUAUAUUAUAUACUAUAUACUUAUAGAGGAGCCUUACCACAGUGCGGAUCAAGCUCUAAUACUAUUUAAAAAAAAAUAAAAAAAAAUUAUCUAUUAAAAUAAGAGCCAUGAUUUUUUUUAUGUGAUUUUUUUUAAUUUAAUAAAUAAAUUUUAAUAAGAUUGAUAAUAUAUAUAAAAAAAAUCAGCUAUUUUAAUCAUAAUAUUUUUUAUAUCUUUUUUUUUUAAAUAUAAGAGUAGUUGUUCAACAAUUCAAACCGCAAAUAUUUUUUAAUGCUCUAGAGUCCACACAUGUUUCACGGUCCCCUUUUCUCCUCAAACUAUAUUACACCUAACAAAAGCUUGAAAACUCCAUAAAAUAAUAAAACUAAGAACUAUAAAAUUAUUAAAAUAAAAUUUAAUAAUUUAUGGUAAUAGAUAUAUCAAAAGCUUGAAAACUCCAUGAAUUAGGCAAACUAAGAAAUAUUUUUUUAUUUAACGAAAUUAAUACACUGAUAUAACUUUGGUGUCAUAUCUAUUUAUUUUGACCCACUUUUAAAAUUAUCAAGUCAAGUGUCUACAUGGAUGCCGAUCUAACUUGAUCAAACCGUGAUCCAAAAGAUUGCAAGGUGCAGACCGUGCAGUUUCUGAGUCUUGUUAAAAGAAAAUAAAAAUGCUUAUAAAAUUAAAAUGGCAGGGAUUUGCGGAGGUAGAGAUGAGAUCAUUAUUAACUGACUUAGUAUCCAACAACAUCCUCAGAAUGGUUGUCGGAAAGCGAUACUAUGGCGAUGAAACCGAAAAUAAUGAAAAGGCCACAUAUGUGAAAAACUCGUGUUGGAGGUGAUGGCUAAUGCAGGGGCCCGAAAUAAAGCUGACUAUCUAACGAUCGUACGUUGGAUCAAAAACUACGAGAAUCAAAUGAUGGAUUUGGGGAAGCGAUUUGAUGCGUUUUUGCAGGAACUACUUGAUGAAAAACGUGAUGAGAAAGAAGAAAAAGGCCAGACUAUGAUCCAUCACUUGCUUUCUCUCCAAAAUAACCCAACCGGGUUACAAUACUGAUGAGAUCAUCAAGGGAAUCAUACUCGUAAGUAGUAAUCUUUUUAACUGUUAUUUAAAAACCGUUACACACGCCAAUGACCAAAGUGAUAUAGUUCAACAAGUAUUACAAAAGCAAAUGGAUCUUAUAAAGAACCAUAAACAAUCGAAUUAUCAGUUUCGAUUGACUUUAGUAGUAGUAAACACAUUAUACUAAUGUAAACAUAUAUAAAGUUUACUGAAUUAUAUUGACAGGUUUUAAUAGUUGCGGGGACACACGGCAUCCGUAACUCCAGAAUGGGCAAUGUCAAAUUUGUUGAACCAUCCAGACAUAUUCAAGAAAGCUAGAAGUGAAAUCGAUGAGUUAACUGGCUCAGAUCGGUUAGUCAACGAACAGGAUAUUGUUUAUCUUUUUUUUUUCUUUGAAAAACAUAUUGUUAAUCUUUCUUACGUCCAAAAUAUUGUAUCGGAAACAUUUCUUCUGUACCCUGCGCUACCGUUACUAGUCGCUCGCAUGUCAUCGAAUGACUGUAAAGUGGCUGGAUAUGAUAUGCCCCGCGGUACGAUGUUAUUGAUUAAUGUGUGGGCCAUGCAUAGAGAUCCAAAGUUAUGGAAAGAACCUGAGUGGUUCAAGCCAGAAAGAUUCUAGGAGCAAGGAGAGGAUAAGAAGUUAAUGCCGUUGGGUUAGGGCGACGUGCUUGUCCUGGAACUGCACUUGCUCAACGGUUUGUGUGAUUUGCUCUCAAUGCCCAAGGCGACGCCGUUGUGAGCUAUGUGCAAAUCACGUCCCAUUUAAAGUGAUGUAGAUAACUUUUAUAUGUUGGGUUUUCUUUGGGUUAUAAAAAUAUUUUUCUAUUUGUUUUCCAACAAUGUUUUCUUUUAUAUUUCUUACUAAUAACUUUUAUGUUUUUCUAUUUAUUCUCUAUUGUUAAGAUCCAUUUGUUAAAUGAGUUUUAAAUGGGUAGUUUUGUCAAGAUCCAUUUAUUAAAUGGGUUGUACUUAAAAUUAGUGAAAACCUGUUAACUCAUUUAACUUAAUAUAAUUAAUUAAUUAUUUUUUGUAGAAAAAUGUGAUUGUAUAGUUUUAACGAAAAAAUCAAUUUUACGAUUUAUGAGGAAGAAUUCCGAUUUUGCAGUUUUGGUAAAAAAAAAUUAGAUUUUAUAGUUUUGGCGGAAAAUACAUUUUGCGAUUUUGACAGAAAAAUCUGAUUAUGCGGUUUUGGCGAGAAAGCUCGAUUUUGAAAUUUUGGCAAGAAAACUCAAUUUAUAUGGUUUUGACGGAAAAACUCGGUUUUACGGUUUUGGCGGGAAAACUCGAUUUUAGGAUUUUUAAAAUCCCAUUAAAAACCCGCGAACAUAAUCCAUUAUAACAUCCCUAAACGUGUAUAAGGUUACUAGAUAUGUUGGGAUAUUAUAGUCCUAGUCUUAUCUUUAACUUUAAAAUGUUAUCUUCUGGAGUAUAAAAGAAAAUCUCAAAGAAAACCUAAAAUUAACUUUUGUUCGUUUAAUUAAGUCAGAGCCAAGCGCCAAGUUUGGUAAUAUAGAGAAGUAUGCACAUGCUUUUUACGUAGCUUGCGAGUUUUAUGUUCUCACAUCCACCAUUAAGUUUUUUAGAGUCAUCUGAUCUGUACCAUUUUCAUUAUAAUUAGUAGAAAAUAAAUCAAAUGUUUUGAUCUUGAAGGUAUUGCCAUGCUGUAACACUCGGAUGCGUAUAAAGUAACUGAACAUAGUUUCAAGCAAACCUUCAAGAAGUUAUAUUAGAUCUAAACACCAUAUGACAUCUCCCACACACUCUACAUACUACAAUAUAUAAGAGAUACAAGUAACCAAAAAUAAGCAAUCAACAAGAGCAAAAGUAAAUGGACUAUCUUCAAGUACUGCUUCUUUCACUUUUUGUCUUCUUCUCUACCAUCUUCUUGUUCUCAAAAUCAAAGCCAAAACAAAACUUGCCGCCGUCUCUAGGAAACUCAUUACCCGUGAUCGGCCACCUCCACCUGAUGAAGCGACCAUUUCAUCGGAAAUUACUUUCCUUCUCAAGAUCCCUAGGAAAUGCUCCUAUCAUCCACCUCCGCUUAGGGCAACGUCAAACGUACGUCGUCUCGUCACGUGCCAUCGCUGAGGAAUGUUUCACCAAGAAUGACAUUGUCUUCGCGAAUCGGCCUGUGUUGAUGAUAAACAAGCAUCUAGGGUAUAAUGCUACACAUAUGGUCGGAGCAUCCUACGGCGAUCACUGGCGAAGCUUACGUCGAAUCACCGCCGCUGAAAUAUUUUCGUCCAUGAGGCUCUGUAUGUUCUUGUGUAUACGUAAAGACGAGAUCCGACGGCUUUUAUUACGUCUCUCCCGAGACUCCUUACACGGAUUUGUGGAGGUGGAGAUGAAAUCACUGUUUACAAACUUGGCAUUCAAUAACAUCAUCAGAACUAUAGCUGGGAAGAGAUACUACGGUGACGAUGCGGAGGACGAAGAAGAGGCCAAAUUGGCGAGGUACUUGGUGUCUGAGGCUAUGGCCGGCGACAGUGGAAGAAACCCAGCUGAUUAUCUUUCGUUUUUGCGUUGGUUCACAGAUAGUGAAACACGAAUCAAAGACGUAGCGCAUCGUUUCGACGCAUUCUUACAAAAACUAGUUGAUGAGAAACGUGCGGAAAAAGUAAAAAGUAAGACCAUGAUCAAUCAUUUGCUUUCUCUCCAAGAAACCCAACCUGAUUGCUAUACAGAUGUUAUCAUCAAAGGAAUCAUCCUUGAUUUGAUAAUUGCGGGUACGGAUACAGUAGCUAUAACGUUAGAAUGGGCAUUGUCAAAUUUGUUAAACCAUCAAGAGAUACUUAAGAAAGCAAGAAUUGAAAUUGAUAAUAAGAUAGGUUUGGACCGGUUAGUGGAUGAACCGGAUAUUGUGAAUCUUCCUUAUCUUCAAAACAUAAUAUUAGAAACACUCCGUCUGUAUCCUGCUGCUCCAUUACUACUCCCUCACUUGUCAUCUGAAGAUUGCCAAGUGGGAGGUUACGACAUGCCACGAGGCACAAUGUUAGUGAUGAAUGUGUGGGCCAUUCAUAGAGACCCGGAGCUAUGGGAAGAGUCAGAACGGUUCAAGCCGGAGAGGUUUGAUAAAGAAGGAGAAGCUCAAAAGGUUAUGCCGUUUGGGCUUGGAAGACGGUCUUGUCCUGGAGCUGGGCUUGCUCAUCGGUUAAUGGGCUUGACUCUUGCGUCGUUGGUGCAGUGUUUCGAGUGGGAGAGAGUUAGUGUCGAACAAAUUGAUAUGAGGGAAGGGAAAGGUGUCACGAUGCCCAAAAAGGAGCCAUUGCGAGCCAUGUGUAGAGCACGUGUUCUCGCCGGUAGUACUAACAUGAGAAAAGACUUUCUUUGAGUAGGCUAUACGUAAUACAGUCCAUAGAAAGGUGUUCUCAUCAUGGAUAUUUGAAAGUUUAAAAUUUUGCUAUUAUCACUAUUUAAUUAUUAUUUUCAGAUUAAUGAAAAAAAUAAAUUACAAUAAAUUCAAGAAACAACCACACGGUUGUGGUUUGUUGUUCGACGGGUUUGGAAAUCUACACUCAGAUUAAUCACAUCGUGGCCACAAGGAGAAUGGGGGCAUUGGCUCCAUUUGAAAGUUCGGAAAGAAGAUUUAUCCGCUGAAUUGUACUUCCCUUUAAAAAUUAGUUUAGGUCUAAGGUUAGAGAUAUUUCUAGAUUAAUGAGAAAAAACAAAUUUAAGAACCACACAACAUCUGAAAGAAGAUAAGACACACUUUGAAAUAUCUUAUUCGAGGACUCUCGCUCCGGUUUGGUUUAGUGUGUUAGAGAAAUCGAUCAUCGUUUUUCUUUUGAAUGACUAGAACGUUCUACAUCCGAAGUUCUAUACAUCUUCAUAUAAUGAACCUUAAAUCAUGCUAAAUUAACUAUAUUUAGAAAAACAUACGUAUUCCUCUUAAUAGAAAUCAAAUAUAUGAUUCUUUAAAUUCUUACUAGGUGAUGUCGGAGUUUUAGGCAGUAAACCAAUUUCUCUUUGGUUAAAGAAAAAGCGAACACGAGUUUGUGACUGGAGAGAUCGGAACUUGUCAGCUUCCGGAUAUAUUUGGUUUGGUCGGAAGUAGAGAAAGAUCCAGAGUUUCUGUUUUUGAUUGUGUAAAAAAGAAAUAAAAUGGGCCUUUAAUGGACUUUUUGUUUCAAUUCUCUCAUCACCGCUAGUCUAAGGAAAAUUAUAAUACAUACACAGUACUCUACAUUUACAAAUUUCUUUUUGUGCGUGCUUAUAUUCAGUUUUGCACACCAUGAAAAUAUAAUAAAACUAGAAAUAAUUAAUUCGUCUAGAUUUGUUCGACCAACUUUUUAGAAGUAAUUCUGUAAUUACCUGACUUUUUAGGGAAUACGAAUUUUGAAAGUUGGAUGGCAAUUUAAUAAUCGUCGAACCCUAUUCAGAAUCAGAACAUAGUGUGUAUAUGAAGCUUUCCGUUUCCGGGUCCCAUAGAAGAACAAUAAACAAAAUGUCCCUUUUACUACCCCAAAGGCCAACACUUCAGACAAACAAACAAUAUUGUUUGCAUCUCAUCAAAAUUCGAAUCAUGGAACUGCGACCAAAUUCAAUUUCAGUUCGAAAGGCCGUACCAAAACAUGGUUUGCAUGUCAUCAAUAU
Messenger RNA from Brassica rapa (field mustard), 6689 nucleotides. RefSeq names its product cytochrome P450 81D11. Gene Ontology annotation, molecular function: heme binding; monooxygenase activity; iron ion binding. Lineage: Eukaryota; Viridiplantae; Streptophyta; Magnoliopsida; Brassicales; Brassicaceae. The record is from RefSeq and is a predicted model, not a curated record.